Molecule: messenger RNA, 1119 nt
Organism: Aspergillus mulundensis
Lineage: Eukaryota; Fungi; Ascomycota; Eurotiomycetes; Eurotiales; Aspergillaceae
Exons: 5
Coding region: 1-1119 (372 amino acids)
Source: RefSeq, a predicted model, not a curated record
AUGAAGCCGCUUAUCUUCUUCAUGCUUCUCGCUUCAUGCACCGCCCAACUCCCCUUCCCCUGGCCGUUCUGCGCAUCAACCACCACCUUCUCGCUCGCGGGAACCUACACCGUCACCUCGACCAGCACUAUAACUUCGGGCACAAGCACUACAACCGUAACCGCACCGACCAGCGUCUCGAUAGCCCAAUCCCGCACAACAGUCUACACCCCAACCUCCGUAACCUGCCUCAGCACCGCAACAACACUCACAGCAUACCCGUCUUUGGGUUUGGACGGAAGUACGCUCGCCAUCCGCGAAGCAAAGCCCCAGAUUACCAUUCCACCACUUCUGCCGACCGGAUGUUCAAGCGUGACGAUCAUCCAGCCCACGGUGGCCGAUGGUCCCUGCACGAGGGUUGAGGGGGACUUUGUUCUUGCGACAAGCACAGUCACAACCACGACAAGCGGAGUUCUCACCGAAACAACGACUCCGAUCUCGACGCAGACAGUGACAGAGACCUGGGUGCAGCCGACGCCCACGAGCUUCAACGGCCUAAACUACUACCAAUACCUCAACGCCUACAACUACAACAGCGCCACAACCGGCCUCGGCGGCGGCGGCUACAGCACAUCGCACUGGCUCGGCAACACCUCCUACCUAACCACGGGCCUAACACGCAACAUCAACUUCGAGUCACCAAACUGGCCUACGGGCGCCGCGCUCUGCCAACUCCCCGGCCAGUCCGCGGCAACAGACUGCUCGCAAUGGACGGUCGUAUUCCAGGGGUUCAUGUUCGCGCGUGUUCCCGGGCCGUACGUCGUGCAUUCGCCGAUUGCGUCGGAGACCGCGAAGUGGCAGGACAACGCGGGGUUCUGGUGGGGUGGGAGCAAGGCGUACGCGACGUAUACCGAUGGGAAUGUGGAUGGGGCUGCGACGCCGCUGGGCAUCGAGGGCGUGGAUAAUUAUGCCGCGUAUGAGUUGGUGGCUGGCGAGUUUCUGCCGUUCACGUUUAUCUAUAGUAAUGGGCAGGGGCCUGCGGCGAAUCGGGUUGAUGUUACGGGCCCCGAUGGGGUGGUGUAUCCGGAGGACUUGGAACUGUUUGUGCCGCCUUGUGAGGAUAGUGCGUUUGUGCCUUAA